AUGGCCACGUCGGUGGAGGAGGCCAUGGAGAGCUACGUGUAUCCCUCCUACAACCCUUAUUCCUACCGCUACCCGACGCCCAAGGGGAAAGGGCCGGCCCCCUGGCGGCAGCGGGGCGGCUACUUCUCCAGCUACGGGGAGAGCGCGGCGGCGGCCGCGGCGGCGGCGGCCGAGUACUUCGACAACUACCAGCGGGCGCAGCUGAAGGCCAUCCUGUCGCAGGUGAACCCCAGCCUGACGCCGCGCUUGCGCAAGGCCAACACCAAGGAGAUGGGCGUGCAGGUCAACCCGCGCCAGGACGCCUCGGUCCAGUGCUCGCUGGGGCCCCGGCCGCUCCUCCUGCGCCGCCGCGCCCCCCCGGAGCAAGGGCAGGGCAGCCCGGUCAGCAACGUGGCCGCCCGCGCCGUCCGCUUCCCCCGGACCAUCGCCGUCUACUCGCCCGUGGCCCACCGCCGCGCCACGGCCAAAGAGCAGGAGGAGCCCGGGCAGAGCAAGACCCGCGUGCGCUUCCAGUUCCUAGAGCAGAAAUACGGCUACUACCACUGCAAGGACUGCAACAUCCGCUGGGAGAGUGCCUACGUGUGGUGCGUUCAGGGCACGAAUAAGGUUUAUUUUCGGCAGUUCUGCCGAACUUGCCAGAAAUCGUACAAUCCCUAUCGUGUGGAGGAUAUCACCUGCCAAAGCUGCAAGCAGAAACGGUGCACCUGCCCUGUGAAACUACGCCACGUUGAUCCCAAGAAACCUCACCGUCAGGACCUCUGUGGAAGAUGCAAAGGCAAACGUCUCUCGUGCGAUAGUACAUUUAGUUUCAAGUAUAUUAUUUGA
Gekko japonicus is the source of this 825-nucleotide messenger RNA. It is a transcript of the gene ZAR1, whose product is annotated as zygote arrest 1. NCBI's taxonomy places the organism in Eukaryota, Metazoa, Chordata, Lepidosauria, Squamata, Gekkonidae. Gene Ontology annotation, cellular component: cytoplasm. The transcript is spliced from 5 exons. Bases 1 to 825 code for a protein of 274 amino acids. Gene Ontology annotation, molecular function: mRNA base-pairing post-transcriptional repressor activity. Gene Ontology annotation, biological process: translation. The record is from RefSeq and is a predicted model, not a curated record.